Messenger RNA from Bufo gargarizans (Asiatic toad), 2021 nucleotides. It is a transcript of the gene GPAA1, whose product is annotated as glycosylphosphatidylinositol anchor attachment 1. Bases 69 to 1916 code for a protein of 615 amino acids. Gene Ontology annotation, cellular component: membrane; GPI-anchor transamidase complex. NCBI's taxonomy places the organism in Eukaryota, Metazoa, Chordata, Amphibia, Anura, Bufonidae. Gene Ontology annotation, biological process: attachment of GPI anchor to protein. The transcript has 13 exons. The record is from RefSeq and is a predicted model, not a curated record.
GAGCGGCAGUGACAGUGACAGAGACAGAGACAGAGACAGACCACGAGCCUGUGGACGGCACUGACACCAUGGGGAUCCUCUCUGAUCCAAAUCGGCGGCAGGCGCUCUCGCGCAUCAUCACACGGCUAAACGCCCCCCUCUGCAUCAUCAGCUAUUUGGUCGGGGUCGGCUGGUUCCUGGGCCUGGCUUUCCAGCCGUUCACACUGCGCUCCUACAUAUCGGAGAAUUCCAUGGGAUCCACCAUGGUGGAUGAGAAGUUCGUGUACGGGGAGAGGGCGCUGUCCUACGCGCGAGAAUUUGCUGCACACAAGAAGUCGGCCGGGGGCUCUCCUGUCGCCUGGCUGGAGCGGACGAUGCGAGGGAUCGGGCUAGAAGUUUACACUCAGAGCUUCAUUAGGAAUCUGCCGUUUCCUGAUGAGUCCACCGAGCGCUACAUGGUGAAAGGCACUAAUGUGUACGGCAUCCUGCGGGCCCCUCGUGCUGCCAGUACAGAGUCCUUGGUCCUCAGUGUCCCCUGCAGCGAGGGCCAGAACAAUAACCAGGCGGUGGGGCUCCUGCUGUCGCUGGCCUCUUACUUCCGAGGGCAGAUCUACUGGGCGAAGGAUAUCAUCUUCCUGGUGAACGAGCACGACCUGAUCGGGAUGGAGGCCUGGCUGGAGGGAUACCACGACGUCAAUGUGACCGACAUCAAGUCGUCGGUGAUGAUGGGAAGAGCUGGUGCCAUCCAGGCUGCCAUGUCUCUGGAGAUUAGCAGUGAUGUCAUCACCAGUUUCGAUGUGGUCGUUGAAGGGCUGAACGGGCAGCUACCAAACCUGGACAUGGUGAACCUGUUCCUAGCCUUCUGCCAGAAGAACCAGCUGCUCUGCACCAUACAGGGCAAGCUGCAGCGCAAUGACUAUGACACCUUCGCGGGAUACCUACACAACCUGCAGACGAUGCUUCUCAUGGUUCUCAAGCAAGGGUCCGGCCGACCUCAGGGAGACCACGGCCUCUUCCUUCGCUACCACAUCGAAGCCAUCACCCUACGCGGCAUCAACAGCUUCCGGCAGUACAAAUACGACAUGGUCACCAUCGGAGAGACUCUUGAAGGGAUGUUCCGCAAACUGAAUAACCUGUCCGAGCGUCUGCAUCAGUCCUACUUCUUCUACCUGCUUCCCUCCCUCUCCAGAUUCGUGUCUAUUGGGAUUUACAUGCCGGCCAUCGGUUUCCUCAUCCUCAUUCUCAUCCUUCGAGCUCUGGAUCUGUGGAUUAAGUUGAGCCGGCCUGAAACAACGAGCGAGGACGGCGCUGGCGACGCUGAACCGGAGGGCAGACCCGGGCUCCUGUCGCUGGCAACUCCCAUCGUGAUCUGCCACGCUACGGGGCUCAGCCUGUACUACAUCCCAGUGCUGAGCCAGGACAUGGCCACCGACCACUUCCCAGUUUCAGAGUCGGAAGCGGUCGUGCUCAUCGCCAUUGCUAUAUACGUGGCAGGGUUGGCGCUGCCCCAUAAUACACACAGGGUCCUGACUGGCGGCGGAUCGGACCAGGGCUGGAUGACACUGAAGCUGAUCACCCUCCUGUAUCUGGCCGUUCAGCUCGGCUGUAUCGCCGUCAUUAACUUUUCCCUGGGGUUUAUCCUGGCAGUCACCAUUGUGCCAGUGGCCGCUAUUGUCCAGCCCGUCGGACCCAAGCUCCUCUAUGCGUUUCUGCUGCUCCUGGUCACGCCGGCCAUCACUCUACUGGGCAGCAUCUUCCUGUACCGAGAACUUAUUGAGUAUCCGGUUACGUUCUUGGAAUGCUGGCAGAUCUUCCUCCAGGCCAUUGCCGGGGGCAUGCUGGACCACUACCUCUAUGGAUCACUGCUCUUCCCCUUCAUUUCAUUCUUUGUCUACCCGUGCUGGCUGCAGCUCUGGAAUGUGGUCUUCUGGAAGUAAGAACUGGAUUUGGGUUUUAUUCCCUCCCUGAAAAAAAAACUUUCUUGGCAUUGCAACGUUUGGAGGAGGUCCUCGAAGAAUGUAUUUCAAGAGCCAAGUCAGGAA